AUGGAAUUUGAUACUGUUAAUGAAGCUUAUGCAUUGAAUGGUAAAUGUAAAGGUUUUUCCAUUAGGAAAAGUGAUGUUAGGACAAGAGGGCCUGAAGGAAAAAAGGUAGUAGUAAUGAGGCAAUAUGUAUGCAAUAAACAUGGCUUAAGAGAGAAGAAACACUUAUGUAGGAUUGAAAGGAAAAGAGAUCACAACCGUUUGACAAGUACUAAAUGUGCAGCUAGGCUUCGUGUGCACUACAAAGCCAAAAAGGGUAGAUAUGUAGUAUCAAUUUUUGAAGAGGCUUAUAACUAUGAAUUAACCCCAUCUAGGUUUGUGCACUUACACCCCAUUUAUCGUGAAAUUUAUGAAGUAGAUAGAGCUCAGAUUGAUGGUCUUCAGUCACAUGGAAUUAGAACUUGUCAUAUAAUGGGGUAA
This is a messenger RNA of Vicia faba (fava bean), 417 nucleotides long. Lineage: Eukaryota; Viridiplantae; Streptophyta; Magnoliopsida; Fabales; Fabaceae. The record is from the annotation of a GenBank genome assembly.